Medicago truncatula (barrel medic) is the source of this 2352-nucleotide messenger RNA. Its product is annotated as SRSF protein kinase 2. NCBI's taxonomy places the organism in Eukaryota, Viridiplantae, Streptophyta, Magnoliopsida, Fabales, Fabaceae. Gene Ontology annotation, molecular function: ATP binding; protein serine/threonine kinase activity. The coding region runs from base 171 to 1802 and encodes 543 amino acids. The record is from RefSeq and is a predicted model, not a curated record. The transcript is spliced from 4 exons. Gene Ontology annotation, biological process: regulation of mRNA processing; peptidyl-serine phosphorylation; spliceosomal complex assembly.
AGAACUGUCCCUUUCUCUCACAUUCAUAUUUUACAUUUUCCCGGCAACACUAUCAAAACCCUAAUCCCCAAAAUUUCCCUUUUCAAUUAGGGUUUACACUUUUCUCAAUCAGAUUCAUUUUCACUCACUCCAACAAUUGGAUCCAAAAUCUCAGAUUCAUUUUGAAGUGAAUGGAGAGAAAAGGAAUCAACAAUGAUUACAGUUCAGAAGAUGAAGGUACUGAACACUAUAGGCGUGGUGGGUAUCAUGCUGUGAAACUUGGUGAUGCUUUCAACAAUGGCUGCUAUGUUGUUCAAUCUAAGCUUGGUUGGGGUCAUUUUUCUACUGUUUGGCUUGCUUGGGAUACUCUCAAAUCGCGUUAUGUGGCCCUUAAAAUUCAAAAGAGUGCGCAACACUACACUGAAGCUGCAAUGGAUGAAAUAAAGAUUCUCAAACAAAUUGAAGAGGGAGACCCUGACGACAAAAAAUGUGUUGUGAAGCUUUUGGAUCAUUUUAAGCAUUCAGGGCCUAAUGGUGUGCAUGUGUGUAUGGUUUUUGAAUUCCUUGGUGAUAAUCUUCUCACCCUUAUCAAAUAUAGUGACUAUCGUGGAGUUCCUCUCUCCAUGGUGAAAGAGAUAUGUUUUCAUGUUCUAGUGGGCUUGGAUUACUUGCACCGUGAGCUAUCUGUCAUACACACUGAUUUGAAGCCUGAGAAUGUGUUACUUCAUUCACUGAUUGAUCCGUCAAAGGAUCCAAGGAAAUCUGGUGCUCCACUUAUCCUUCCAAACACCAAGAAUAAGGCUGUGUCUAAUAAUGACAUUACUCAAAACUGUAAAAUUGGGAAUGGAGAUCCUACGAAGAACCAGGAGAAGAAAAUGAAGGGAAAGGGUAAGAGGGUGGCUCAAGGCUGUGUUGAGAAGGAAAGUCCAGAUGAAUCUGGGGAGGAUUGUAAAGAACCUGAGCAGGAUAAUUGUAACAAUGUGAAAUCCUGUGUAGAAUCUGUUGAAAACAAACCCAAUAGCUCUUCGAGUAAAGGUGAAUCAACACAGACCAUUGAAAAAGACCUUGCACCAGGAAAUGACGCUCAUAAGAAAAGUAGCCGUUCCAUGAGAAAGAAGCUGCUGGCAGCUGUUGAUCUUAAGUGCAAGCUGGUUGAUUUUGGUAAUGCUUGUUGGACUUAUAAACAGUUCACAAAUGAUAUUCAAACAAGGCAAUAUAGGUGUCCUGAGGUCCUUCUUGGUUCUAAGUACUCAACUCCAGCAGAUAUGUGGUCCUUUGCUUGCAUCUGCUUUGAGCUUGCUACUGGUGAUGUUCUUUUUGAUCCUCACAGUGGUGACAACUAUGAUAGGGAUGAGGAUCAUCUGGCAUUGAUGAUGGAACUUCUUGGAAAGAUGCCUAGCAAGAUUGCACUUGGUGGCCGCUAUUCCCGAGAUUUUUUCAAUAGACAUGGUGACUUGAGGCACAUCCGUGAGUUGCGAUUCUGGCCGAAAAAAAAGAUUCUGAUGGAGAAGUAUAAUUUCAGUGAACAAGAUGCAAAUGAAAUGGCUGACUUCCUUCUUCCAAUACUUGAUUUUGACCCUGAAAAGAGGCCAACAGCUGCUCAGUGCCUUACCCAUCCAUGGAUAAGUGCAGGUCCUCGAACUCUUGAGCCCUCACUGACUAGUACACAACCUGAUGCAAUCAAUGAGCAUUCAUUUGAAAAGAGAAGGAAGGACAAGGAAAAGGCUGAGCAGGAGUUGGUGGAAGUUGGUGUUAGGAAUAUAGCUAUUAAUGGAUCUCCUAUGUCACUCAAAAACUCCCGACCCGUAAAGUCAUCAACAUAGAUGCAAAUUCGUUUGUCGUCAACCUCUAAAGCCAUUAGUGAAGAAUAUCCAACCUGUUUUUGUUUUGCUUUUUUUUUGCAUGGACACAUCUUGUUGGUUCUUGGAACUUGAAUUCUAUGGAAGAGUAGUGCUAACAUCACACUCUUUUAUUGGUUGAAAUUUGAAUGAAUUCCACUAAAUCACAUUGGCCCUACAAGGAUUUCAACCAACAAAAGAGUGUGUAUUGAAAAUAGUUUGUUGGAGAGUGAGUUGCUAGCAUGAUUUUCUGUGUAUUACAGACUUGUCAUCGAACUUGUGAUUUGGGAAGCCCUUCUUUCACCAUAAACUAGUAUUACAGGGGUUGCUUCAAAUCUAAUUUAUCAGUGCUAUUUAUAAACUGAUGUUUUGCGAUUGUUUGCAACUUCUAGACUGUGUUUUUGUCUUCCCGUAAUAGUAUUUUAGGGAUUUGUAUGAGUCAAUUCUCUGCGUCUUACUUGGUGGCUGUGGACUUCACUCUUUUUUAGUAUGAGUUUAUGGUGCAUUUAACUUAGGUUAGUGUUCAUUGUAUAUA